AUGCGGGUAGAGGGAGAGAUUGGUGGGCGCCCCAAUGACGUCAGGGCCGAUCGUCAGGCGCAAACGGGGUUGGCACCGUACUACGUCAGAAUGACGAGCCGAUAAACCAUCCCAUCGUGAUUCUCUGCGGCGGGCGGGCCAACGGUCUUGGGGGUGACCGUCGGUUCGCGGAGAAUGGCGAGCUCCGGGUCGGUGGCUGUCGACGGGGUCGGCGAGAACAAUGCCACGUCCGGAGUCGAUCCCGUUGUCCCCAGGAAUCCAUUAGUCUGUGGUGUCUGUCAUGAUUAUUACAACGAGCCUUGCCUGCUCUCCUGCUUUCAUACUUUCUGCGCCCGCUGUAUACGUGGCCCUCAUCUCGACGGAAAAGUCUCCUGUCCCAUCUGCGGGCAACAAACACAACUUAAAGAGGGUGCACAAUUACCACCACCGGAUCAGUUGAUACGUCAACUAGUAGAACUAGCUAAUUCUGAAAAUCCACCAUGUGCCAAUUGUGAUAAGCGAGACAAAUCUACUAUGUUCUUCUGCACAACAUGUGGGCAAGCACUAUGUACUCAUUGCAGAGAGCAUACACAUCGUGCAAAAAUGUUCUCCUCUCAUGAGGUGGUACAUAUGAGUAAAUGUGCAAAAGAUACUCAACGUCGUUGUCCUUCUCAUGGGGAGCAAUAUAUCAUGUAUUGUCAAAGCGCCAAAUGCAUGCUUUGUGCAACUUGUUUUCGUGAUACACCGGUAGACGCUCGAUUACAUUGCGUGGACAUCGAAAGUGCUUGGCAACAAGCUUCAAAAAAAAUGGAAAGAGCAGCAAAUUCAAUUUGCGAAUUGCAGGCAGGCGUAAGAGAUGGAGUUUUGGCAUUAAAGUCACAAUUGGAUGAAUUACGGCAUAGCCUGGAAUCAGAAAAACGCGCAUUAAAUUCAUUCUGUCAAGGAAUGCAAGAAGCGAUUACUAAAACGCACGCAUCCGUUCUCACGGAACUUCAACGUCAAUUUGAAAUAAAGGAAAGAAUGAUUCGGACUCGAUUGCUAUCCUUGGGUAGUGCACUUCCAAUAUUACAGAUGCAUUUAAUGCUGUGUACGGCUUUUACAAGUGGUGCGACAAAAUAUCAAUUUCUUGAACUCGCACAUCCCAUGCUCGAAAGAUUGAGUCGCGUAGCUCAACUUGGACAUCCUACAAGACCUCCUCUACUUGCUGCUCAUUUGAAAAUAAAUUAUAGAAGCGAUUUUGCUCGUACGUUACAGCCUUUCAUUGGUCAGGUACAAACGCCGAAAGAAUCAUUGUACGAUCAGACUCAUACGAUGACCCAACAGGAACCGCAGGUUAUACAGAGCAGCAAGUCUGCUCAGAGAAUCCAGCCGAAGAACGGAAGUGACAGUGGGCCAUUUUCCAACCAUUGUCGCACCUUCGAUACCCAAUUGAAAGAGCUAAGUCAACAACUGAUGACGGUGAAAGAACGUUUAGGAGAACUUCAUCGAGACGUCGCACUACUUAGAAGAGCGAAUACACCGCCUGUGGGUACGCGUUACGAACACGUGGCGAGAGAUUGUCGCGUGUUGGAACAGCAAUUGGAACAUCAUCAGUUAGAAUUAGAACGAUUGAGAAACGUUUUUGACGCUUUGUGGGAAGAACAAUUGUGUAGGAUUCAUAUAGAGAAAGAAAUUUUUCAUUCUCAGAUGGACGAUAUUCUAUCUUUAAGGAGCGAAGUGAAACAAUUACAAAGUCUUACACAGCAAUUGGAACCAUUUGUGAAAUCAUUUUCUACAGGAGUUUCCGCAGGCGAAGUGAGCAUGGCUGCUUCGGAUGCUUCCAGUAAUCAACAUCUGCAAGCUUUAUUAGAUCACUUAGCUCGCUUACAGAUGCAGGAACCACCUCAGUCGCAAACUCAAGCACCGACUAAGGAUCAUCGUCAUCCACGAGGUACUAUGAUCAGUGCUGACAACGCUCUUUACAUGAAGGAAACGAAAGAAAUGCCGACACGUUGUCGGACACCGUCAAGCGUUGGUGCCGUAUUAGACUCUAGCGGUAACAUAGUCGUAUAUGGUACUGCCAAAUCUUCCGAUCCGAAAAGAGGAGUCCUGAGAGAGCUCAUUGAAAAAGCUAGAACGAAAGAGGAUCGUAAGAAAUCACCCGGAAGAGAUGACGGUAGUCGAGAUCGUAGUCAAAGCCGACGUUCAAGAAAAUCACCGGAUGGUACAAAACCUAAAACACCACCAGGACAUUCAUCGAGUAGUAAGGUUCGAUCGUUGUAUCGUUCCUUGAAAGGUGCAACCGGUGACACGUCCGCUGAGGCACUCGAUCAACCAGAAAGAUGUACGGAUGGUCAACAGCAACAGCAACAGCAGCAGCAACAACAGCAACAACAACAACAACAACAACAACAACAACAGCAACAACAACAACAACAACAAGCACAAUCAGGUGGAGAUGAGGGGGAAUAUCAACGAAUUUCCGAAGCUUCUAGCAUGGGCGAGGCUAAAAAACGAGUCCAAGCGCAAGUACAUCCUAUACCACCUGACGAGCAACAACAGCUAUCCAGUGGGAAGGGUACAAAGGUGUAUCCGGCCAGCGACUCCGAGGAUGUCUUUUAUGCGGAUGAGAAGACUCCUAGUGAUGUACGAAGACGCAGACGUGCCAGCUGUGACAGCCUAAGUACAACCGGUUCCGGUAGCAGAAGAUCGAGCAUCGUUGACGGGACGGUAGGUCAAACCUCGCAGGAUGCCAGGAAAACAUUCGUUGUUUUGAUUGGAUCAACACCUACGUCGUCAUCUCUGGUGCAGAAGCAGCGUUCCUGGGAAACCUUUCCUCGACCAAAGAGCAAAAGAAGUGGACCCGGUGAAGCUGCAUCCUCCUCCCUGGGACAACUUAAAAGAGCAGACAGCUUUGAGGGUCACGAGGAAGCUGUACGAACGUUGGUUGCUGCGGUACAAGAAACCAGAUCGCAUCUGCGCCAACAUCUUCUUCAUCAUCAUCGUCAUCAUCGUAAGAGCAAGACGAAUUAAGAAUUGAAGGGAGUUGAACUAUCGAAAUGAACACACGUCCUUAUGAAGAAGAAAAAUAAUGAAAUUCAAUUUUCGAAUCUC
Molecule: messenger RNA, 3072 nt
Organism: Vespa velutina
Lineage: Eukaryota; Metazoa; Arthropoda; Insecta; Hymenoptera; Vespidae
Product: RING finger protein 207-like
Exons: 8
Coding region: 175-2991 (938 amino acids)
Cellular component (GO): perinuclear region of cytoplasm
Molecular function (GO): Hsp70 protein binding; zinc ion binding; transmembrane transporter binding
Source: RefSeq, a predicted model, not a curated record